Molecule: messenger RNA, 654 nt
Organism: Eubalaena glacialis (North Atlantic right whale)
Lineage: Eukaryota; Metazoa; Chordata; Mammalia; Artiodactyla; Balaenidae
Gene: RIT2
Product: Ras like without CAAX 2
Biological process (GO): Ras protein signal transduction; positive regulation of neuron projection development
Cellular component (GO): plasma membrane
Molecular function (GO): GTP binding; GTPase activity; calmodulin binding
Source: RefSeq, a predicted model, not a curated record
AUGGAGGUAGAAAAUGAAGCCAGCUGCUCCCCCAGCAGAUCAUCAGUCAGGGCCAGAGAGUACACAGAGGUAAUGCUGGGAGCAGGAGGAGUUGGUAAAAGCAGUGAAACUAUACUGUUUAGCCUCCACAUGUUUCCAGAAGGGCAUGAACCCACACUUGAAGAUGCAUAUAAGACCCAGGUUAGGAUUGACAAUGAGCCCGCUUAUUGGGAUAUCUUGGACACUGCAGGUAAGGCAGAAUUCACAGCCAUGUGGGAGUAGUACAUGUGAGGUAGUGAGGGAUUCACCAUCUGGUACUCUGUCACUGACCAUCAGUCAUUCCAGGAAGCUGCCAAGUUUAAAGAGCUCAUUUUUCAGGUCAGCCACACCUGUGAGAUCCCCCUGGUCCUGGUGGAUAACAAAAUUGAUCUGACAGACUUUCAUCAGGUCUCUAUGGAAGAAGGCUCGAGUCUGUCCCAAGAAUAUAACUGUGGUUUUUUUGAGACCUCUGCAGCCCUCAGAUUCUGCACUGAUGAUGCCUUUCAUGGCUUAGUGAGGGAAAUCCACAAGAAAGAGUCCAUACCAUCCUUGAUGGAAAAGAAACUAAAAGACAGCUUACGGAAGAAGUUAAAAGGCUCAUUGAAUUGUGAUUUUCUCAGGGUUUUUGCCCAGUAA